CGCCACUGUGCUGAGUUCUCCCGCCGUGAUUGGGUGUGGGUUCUGGUGGUUCCGCCCCCUGGGCCGCGGGCGGAGCCUCGGUGUCCCGCCGCAACCCCUCAGUUCUGUGCCGCUGGUGUCCCCCUGGACGAGUGGAGUCUCGCUGCGCUCCGGACUGCUGCAUGGCCCUCAACAGCGAGCGCUUCGCUUCCCUCGUGGGGAGAACCGUUAGAGUCACGUUAAAAUGCGGCGUCUUCCAGGGGGUGCUGCAGCACGUGAAUCGCGACCGGAGCCUCCUCCUGCGGACAGUGAAGAACUUGGAAACUGGCAGAAGCACUCGAGGAGUAAAGAUGUUCUUUGACCAUGAAAUAGUCAAUGUGGAAUUGCUAGAUGAACUGGAUUCAGGGAAAGGAACAGCACUGCUCUCUGAGUUCAAUAAACCACAUGGAGAUAUUAUUACUGUUCGACCACCCAAGAACAAUGAUCCACACUGUGCAUACACCCACUUGCAAAAAGAAGAGACCUCUUUCAUUCAAGGAUACCCAAAAGAAAUAAUCACUUGCCUGACAGGAGCAAGGGCUCACUCAAGGAUUUAUCCAGAAGCAAAUCACUCACUAAGGAGAAGGUGCACUUCAGCUGUUGAAGGGAACAAACAAGCAGACUUGGAACCAGCGGAUUGUGGACCAUGGAGUUCUCCUUGUAUUUCCCUAGAAAGUCUGUUCAGAGACACAAAUAGCUUAAAAUACUCCCUCUCAGAGAAGAAGAAAGGGGAGACUGUGGAAUACAUAGUUGUUGAUUGUCUCCAGCAGAAAUUUGGUCCAGCAGUGCUGCAGCUAAAACAGCAGCAUGUUGUCAGUGUAGCAGGAGAAGGUGUUAAUUUGAGUCGUUAUGGAAAACUUUCAUGGCUUGAGGUGGCAACAAAGAGCUGUAUUUUUCUAUUUGAUAUCUUCCUUCUGGGACCUCGGGCUUUCAAAAAUGGAUUGCAAAUGGUACUGGAAGAUAAAAACAUCUUGAAGGUCAUGCAUGACUGCCGCUGGAUCUCAGACUGCCUCUUUCACCAGUACGGUGUCCUCCUCUUCAAUGUCUUUGAUACACAGGUUGCUGAUGCUCUGCAGUUCUCAAUGGCAACAGGCGGCUUCCUUCCACACCGUGUCUGCACGUUACAUGAGUGCUUGGUGCAGCACUUGAAGAUACCUUCCAAAUGGGGUGCCAUCAUGAAGUGCACGCAGCAGAUGGCUUCAGAGAAUCCUGACAUGUGGUUCUUGAGACCUUUUCCAGCUUCUCUACUUGAAGCACUUGCUCUGAAGGCGAUGUUGCUGCUGCUGCUCCACUCGUCUCUAAUGGAUAGCUUGAUGUCUGACCUAACAGCUGUAGUACAUGACUAUUUAAAUGUUUACCGGACUGGGUCUAGAGAUCACCUUGGGAGCACAAAGCCCAUUUGCAUGGAGCUACCAGAGGAGCUGCGUCAGCUGGCAGACAUCCAGAAGCUGCGAAGGGAGAAAGCAAUAAAAGAGUACAGAAUGAAUGAGGAUGGUCUUUUGAUCAGACCAGCCAUGGAAUUAAAAGAGAGAGAUGAUCUUCAGAAGGAUGGAAACUACAGAGAUGAUGGAGAUUGCUUUCCCACAAACAAAGUGGUGUCUCAAAUUACACCCUUUUUUAAUGAAGGUUUACUUUUGUCCAGAAAAGCUUGAAAAUCAAAAGCAAGUGGUAAAUCUGUGGAAGAAUCUUCAACUGCCCUCAAGCUGGCUGUAUGAAUCUAAUUCCUGGUAAAGGUGACUUGGUGAGCUUAGACUGGGUAUUGAAGAUAUCCAAAUGAAAAAAGAGGCUAUUCCCCAUGCAGAAGUAUCAAACAAAAGCUCCUUUCUUUACAAUUACAGGUAAACCAUUGUUGAAUGGAAAUAAUGAUGGCCUUUCUUUUGAAGGAAAUUCCUUCUGUGCCUGGCUGUUGUUCUUGAGGUUUGAUUUUGAAGUGGUUUUUGUGUUUUGGUUUUUUUUUCCUUCAAGAGCUAUUUUUUAUUUUAAAACAGUGACUUUCUUUCUUGCUUUGUUACCAGACCAAUGUCUGAAAUUGUAUUGGUUCUCUUGUUAGCUGUUGCAGGCAUGUAAAACUCUCAUCCAAUCCAGAUAUGUAAACAGGGGAACUUAUAAGAUGCCUGUUCACUGAGAUUAGAAAGAGUUUGCUUGGAAAAAUUAAAAUACCUUCUGGCCAACCCACAUGGGCUUGGCUUAUAUACAGAUAAAUCUCUUGGCAUAGCUACACAACAGUGUUUCGUAGGAGAAACAGAUCACACUCUACUGAACCACAAUGCUGGCAAAACCAGCAAAGAGGUUUGCUAAUGAAAAGGACUUUUCUGCCAAGUCAGUUUAGACUGAGAAAAGAGGUUUCCUGCUGAAAGUUGCACAGCACCAUUGUUUGCCAGCACUACUGCAUCAAACUUGUGUAGAUGAGGCUGUGACACUGGUGUGGUGUGUAUAUAGACAAGUGUGUAUAAAGGGGGCAGGGGAGAAGCAGUUAAAUUAUUUUAAAAGAUGAAGAGUUAAUUUAAAAGCAGUUUAAAUUAGUUCAAAAGACAAAAAAAUUCUCCUCCCUGCCAAGCAAAAUAAGAUACAAAGACAAAACCAGAUUAUUUCCAGUAUACUUGCUGUGGCUGGUAUCUAAUAAAAAUAAAGCUCCUCUAAUGGAUAGUACUAUUCUACCCCACGACAACAUUAAUGCAGGCUGUGCCUGAGUCUUGGAAAACUUUUUUUGGAACAUCAGUAUAUUUGACUUGCAGGCACAGGAUUGCUGAAAAUUACUUUGCUUUUGAAAUUCAGAAUUUAUACACAUUCAUAUAUUUAGAUAUAUAAAUACUGAUGUUUUAGCAUUCAAAUGCUUCAAAACGGGUGGGGAAUACUUUAAUCAAGUAACAGGAAGGUUUUGUUCCCAGGGUUGUGGCUAUGAGCAUUGGUGAACUCUGAGCAAUGUGAAAUAGGGAGGAAGGGAAGAGGUCACAGUCACUGUCCCAAUCCAACUGCAGCCCAGGAACCAUCUGGGCAUCAGGGUGCACAUGGUUUAAUGGCAAUGGUGCCAGGCUGCAAGAGUCAUGAUGUCUGCAUUUGAGCACCUACCAACUCCUGUUGGAGCCGAGUUUCUUUGGAUGUAAAUGGGUCUGACUAGAUGUUUAUGAGGUAUGUGUGUGUUUAUUCUAAAUAUUGCUGGGGAAAGUCUGUGUUGUUGGGGGGAUUGUUGGUGGUUUUUUUUCCUCUUCACAAAGAGUAGCUCAGCAGUAUUUAAACAGGUCUCUUCUUUGAAACUAUAGAUAGGAUUUGCUUACUUCUGGGAGUGGCAGAAAAACUUGCAAGGUUUGGUCUUCAUCAGUACUUGCUUUUUUUAAAAAUCCUUAAAAGUAUUCUGUAAUUAAACUGUAUAGUUCUUUUGUCUUGGUUCACUUUAGAAAAAUAAAACAGGUUUGGAACAA
Messenger RNA from Columba livia (rock pigeon), 3437 nucleotides. It is a transcript of the gene EXD1, whose product is annotated as exonuclease 3'-5' domain containing 1. The record is from RefSeq and is a predicted model, not a curated record. Gene Ontology annotation, molecular function: nucleic acid binding; 3'-5' exonuclease activity. Gene Ontology annotation, biological process: piRNA processing. The transcript has 12 exons. The coding region runs from base 162 to 1670 and encodes 502 amino acids. Gene Ontology annotation, cellular component: PET complex. NCBI's taxonomy places the organism in Eukaryota, Metazoa, Chordata, Aves, Columbiformes, Columbidae.